AUGCCGACGCCUGCUUCGUCAUUACUGCGCAGCCUACAACGGCCUCUUCGCGCCGUCCCCAACGUACAUCCCCCGUCCAAGGCCCCUUUAAUAUAUCAACUAGCUGCAUCUCUCUCUACAUCCUCCACGUCUUCGCCCACGUUGAGUACGAAGACGCGCAAGAAGCAAGCUCGACUGGCUAACCUGCCCAUAUUUUGGCCAAUCACAGGUGUCGAUGAACCUCCUCAACUACGUCCACACGAAGUGGACAUUGUGAACCGCCUGUUCCAAGUUCCCAGUACGUUGAUUACGUCGACAUCGGAUCCGAACGACCUUCCGGAUUGGGAUGUUCCCGAAAUAGCGUUUGCGGGACGCUCCAACGCAGGCAAGUCGUCCCUAAUCAACGCUCUAACCAGGCAGAAGGGACUCGUUCGGACCUCCAAGACGCCAGGACGUACGCAACAACUGCAUUUCCUCAGUGUAGGAGGCAAAAAAGGGAGUUUACCGGAGCUGUCCCUUGUGGACAUGCCUGGCUUCGGGUUCGCCACCGCUCCAAAGAAAGUGGUGGACGAGUGGCACACGCUGGUCGGCGGAUACAUUGACAACCGCCGUGGGAACAAUCUUAAGACGACCAUGUUGCUCAUUGACGCUAGACGCGGACUCGGACCGGCCGAUCACGACUUCAUGGACUUUCUGCACGACCUGGGGGCGCUGUACCAGGUCGUGUUCACUAAGGCGGACGCAGUGUCACGCGGCGAUUUGGAGAAGCAGAUCCACAAGGCUCAGGACGUGGCCCUUAACGCUGAACGGAUGGUAAGAUGGACAUUUUUGUGGACGUGA
Messenger RNA from Phytophthora infestans T30-4, 819 nucleotides. RefSeq lists its product as uncharacterized. The record is from RefSeq and is a predicted model, not a curated record. NCBI's taxonomy places the organism in Eukaryota, Oomycota, Peronosporomycetes, Peronosporales, Peronosporaceae. The transcript has 2 exons. Gene Ontology annotation, molecular function: GTP binding. The coding region runs from base 1 to 819 and encodes 272 amino acids.